AUGUCGUUCCUCGCUGCCAACUUUGCCCGCCGGGCCGCCAUGAGACACCCUCUUCGCGCCCUACAAGCCCAGCCAGUCCGACAAUACUCCAGCCGCAUACAAGAAGCUGGGCUUGACAAAGCCCCAAAGAGAGACCCUGAGCUUUAUCUUCUCCUUGGCGUUAUGGCCGGUGCCUUCGGCCUUGCGGGAUGGUACUUCGGCAGCUCGCCAACAACAGUUACAUCCGAAAGCAACAUUCGAAUCGGAGAGAGCGGUGCUAUGCCUUGGGAGAUUGACGAAAGCGAUUCAGAGAAGCAUGGGAACUUCAAAUAUCAAUAUCACCCGCAUGGGGAUAAGAAUAAGCCCCUCAAAUCCGCCCCAAGCGCGUUGAAUGAAGUCAUAAUUCCAAAUGUUACAUUGCCAGCGGAUUUGCACGAGAGAUUCAACAAAUACGGGAAAGACUAUUAG
Ophidiomyces ophidiicola is the source of this 447-nucleotide messenger RNA. RefSeq lists its product as uncharacterized. The record is from RefSeq and is a predicted model, not a curated record. Bases 1 to 447 code for a protein of 148 amino acids. NCBI's taxonomy places the organism in Eukaryota, Fungi, Ascomycota, Eurotiomycetes, Onygenales, Onygenaceae. The transcript is spliced from 3 exons.